Molecule: messenger RNA, 2771 nt
Organism: Monopterus albus (swamp eel)
Lineage: Eukaryota; Metazoa; Chordata; Actinopteri; Synbranchiformes; Synbranchidae
Gene: grinaa
Product: glutamate receptor, ionotropic, N-methyl D-aspartate-associated protein 1a (glutamate binding)
Exons: 7
Coding region: 139-1179 (346 amino acids)
Biological process (GO): negative regulation of apoptotic signaling pathway
Cellular component (GO): Golgi apparatus; endoplasmic reticulum; membrane
Source: RefSeq, a predicted model, not a curated record
GUGUUGUCGUCAGUGGCUCUCGGUUCAGUCCCAUUGAGACCACCCGGAGGAGGAGGAGGGAUACUUUGUGUUGGCAGCUAUUCUGAAGUAAACCCCUUAAAGAUUGUUCUUGCAGGAGAGUGAGUCUUCACCCACACCAUGUCCCAAGACAAGAGUGUAUACCCUGGUAUGGGUGAGACCAACCCACUUCAUAACAAUAUCUAUGGACCCCCUCAGCCAGGUUUCGCCGCGCCCCCUCCCAACUACAGCCAGGCCCCAGGGGGAGCGUACCCACCAGCAGCUGGCUAUGGGCAGCCUGGCUUCACCCAGGCAGGCCCGGGUUUUGCCCCUGGUCCCUUCCCUCAGAUGCCUUACCCCCAGAUGCCCUACCCACAGGGACCCUUUCCUCAGGGGCCUUACCAGCAAGGACCCACACAGCCCAGCUUUCCUGGAGACUCCAUUCCACCUGCCAGCAGCCCUGGUUAUCAUGCUGAUGGGCCUCCAUCUUACUAUGACAAUGAGGAGUUCACCACCUCUAGCUUUGAAGACAAGAACAUCCGACAAGCUUUCAUCCGAAAAGUCUUCAUGGUUCUCACCGUGCAGCUGGUGGUCACUUUCUCCUUUGUUGCCAUCUUCACCUUUGUCGAUGAUGCUAAGAAAUUUGUGCGACUUUAUCCAUGGACAUACUAUGUGUCCUAUGCAGUCUUCUUCGUAGUCCUAAUUGUCCUCAGCUGCUGUGGAGAGUUUCGCCGCAAGCACCCCUGGAAUUUGGUUGCACUGUCCAUCCUGACCCUGUGCCUCUCCUACAUGGUGGGCAUGAUUGCCAGUUUCUAUAACACAGAGACUGUCAUAGCUGUGGGUAUCACUGCAGUGGUCUGCUUCACUGUCGUCCUGUUCUCACUGCAGAGCAAGUAUGACUUCACUUCCUGUCGGGGCGUGCUCUUUGUGUGCUUGAUUGUGCUGUUGCUCUUCUCCAUCCUCUGUAUCUUCAUCCGCCACAAGAUCCUACACAUCGUCUAUGCCUCACUGGGGGCCCUGCUCUUCACCUGCUUUUUGGCGGUUGACACUCAGCUCCUCCUGGGCAACAAGAAGCUGUCCCUGAGUCCAGAGGAGUACAUUUUUGCUGCCCUGAACCUCUACACCGACAUCAUCAACAUCUUCCUCUACAUCCUGGCUAUUGUGGGACGUUCCCGUGAAUGAGGCUGCACCUUGGAGAGAACAGGGAGAUAGAGAAUGCCUCCCUUUAUCAUGAAAUGUUGCUAACAUGCCCUUUUCUCUGACUUCCUCGACACUUUCUUCACCUUUUCCCCCAUGAUACUCCUCCUUCCAUCUCCAAACACACACACAGUUUUUUAAAUAGGUAGUAGGGCUUUGGAAGAGAGGCAGCCUGUCAUAAAAUGCAGCUGAGUAGGAAUUUUGACAUUAAUAUUAAUUUUGUCUUGCCCUGAAUUUUUACAGCUCUGCUUGCUCUAACUGUCCUCUGCUUCUACUAACACAGAUGUCUACAUUAUAUACACUCUCAACUUCCAGUUUGGCUCAGCACAUACAGAAUAAAUCAUGUUAUCCUGUGGGUGCCUGGUAUACUCACCCUGGCCUUGCUGCAGAGAUUGAACAGAAAAAAGUGAAGGAGGUAUCUGUACUGUUUAGUAUUGAUGCAAACCAGCUUUGUCUGAUAAAAAAAGACAUUUGUGCUAGAAAUACCCUCCUUUAAUCUGUCCUUUUUCAAACUGCUGGUGUAAAAUAACUCUGCAUGGCAACAUUGGAAACCUAACUAACAAUGUAUUAUGAUUGUUUAGAACACAAGGGGAAUACUCUGUCUUGCUUGUCACAGUUGUAAUUAGUGAAGUGUAUUACUGUAUAUGAUGCUGAUAUCCCUCCCGCCUUUUAAAGCCAUGCUAGAGUGAUUCAUAUGGAUGUGUUACUUGUGGAGCAAUGUACUCUGAUAGCAGAACUUUGCUUAUCCAGUGCAGUAAUUAAAAUCUUUUAAUGGUCUAUAAAUGAAGAUCAGCACUGGAUGUAUACAACAAACAUGACCAUAAAUUAGUAUUUAUAAACUAUACAUAUUCUUACAGAAUAUCAUCAAUUAUUUGUAUGAGUCUGACACUGAAUCUUUUCUUACCUUCUUCCAUUUAUUUUUCUAUUCUCACCACCUCCUGUUAUUCUGGUCAUUAUCGUGAAGUGACAAUUUAGUGUUGUAUUUAUUUUCUUUCUCGUUAAUGUGAAAUAUUGUAGUUCUCAGAUUUCUGAACACUUCAAUACAGAGCUGAUCCAAGUUUCAUAACUAUUAUGAAGUAGAUGGAUGCUGGACAUGAAUGAAUUGGUUUGAGGAACUGAUCCAUUUAUUGAUUUUUGGCAUAGAUAGCAAGAGUUGCUAUGGGACAGUGUUGAUGAAAACAAACAGACUGAAAGUUACAAAGACUUUAGGUUCACUGAAAUCAUAACUUGCUCAACAAAGGAAUCAAUCAUUAUGCACUGAAAGCCAAAAUAUACAUACAUCUAAACAAACACAACUUGAAUGAUAACAUUUUUAUUCUGCAACUUCUGUUUUGAUUUAUUUAUUUAUUUUUAGCAUGAACAUUUGCAUGUGCUAAUAAUGUACACUGCACAGGUACAGGUAUUCCUCUUUUGGAAAGAGAUGGUGUUGUUUGACAGCCCUGUGUGUUUUCCUUGUUUUGAAUUUUUUUUUUUUUUUUUUUUUACACAGUAACUUGUGUCUGUAUCUAACCAAGGUGUAAGUAUAUAUAGAACUCUAGUGGUUGGAUGUGUAUAAAUAAAGUAGGUUUGAGGCAUUG